AUGCCACCUAUUCCGCUACCCCGUGAUUUCCAAUGGGGAUUCGCAACAGCUGCCUAUCAAAUCGAAGGAGCGGUCGAUGAAGAUGGCCGCGGGAAAUCAAUUUGGGAUACAUUUUGUCAUCUUAAGCCCACGCGAACGAAAGGAGCCAACGGAGAUAUUGCCUGUGAUCACUACCACCGCUUUGACGAGGAUUUUGAUCUUCUCUCUAGUUACGGAGCAAAGGCCUACCGAUUCUCAAUUUCUUGGUCUCGGAUUAUUCCGCUGGGAGGGAGGAAUGACCCGGUGAAUGAGUCUGGCAUUGAGUUUUACAACAAGCUCAUUGAUUCCUUGCUUGCCAGGGGUAUCACUCCUUGGGUCACUUUAUACCACUGGGACCUCCCUCAAGCACUUCAUGACCGCUAUGGUGGGUGGUUGGAUGUGGAACAGUCACAGCUCGACUUUGAACGAUAUGCCAUGAUCUGCUAUGAGCGUUUUGGAGACAGAGUGAAGAAUUGGAUUACUCUCAACGAGCCAUGGAUUGUGUCAAUCUUUGGUUAUGCUACUGGUGGAAAUGCACCAGGCCGAAGCAGCAUCAAUCCACAGUCCACGGAGGGCAACACAGCCACAGAGCCCUGGAUUGUUGGAAAGGCCUUGAUCAUGAGCCAUGCCCGCGCUGUUGCCCUGUAUAACAAGAGAUUCCGAGCUUCUCAACAGGGCGAGAUUGGGAUUUCGCUCAAUGGCGAUUAUUACGAACCUUGGGACGGGCAAGAUGAGCGUGACCAACUCGCUGCAGAACGUCGCAUGGAAUUCCACAUCGGGUGGUUCGCUAACCCGGUCUGCUUAGCACAAGAUUAUCCCGUCUGCAUGAGAGAGCAGCUCGGUGAGAGACUCCCCAAGUUUACAGACGCAGAUUUUGGUCUCCUUCGCGAAGCCGACAUGGACUUCUACGGCAUGAACUAUUACACUUCUCAAUUCGCACGUCAUCGUGACAGGCCCGCUCCAGAAACUGAUUUCUUGGGAAACGUGGACGAGUUUCAGGAAAACAAGCAGGAAGUGUCUGUCGGCGAACCGAGCGGUGUUCAUUGGCUUCGCUCGACUCCCGGUCUUUUCCGCAAGCAUCUGACGAGGGUGUACCGGAAAUAUGGAAAACCGAUCUAUAUCACGGAAAACGGAUGUCCCUGUCCGGGUGAGGACAAGAUGACACGUGAAGAGGCCGUCGAAGAUGAGUAUAGGAUUCGGUAUUUCCAGGAUCACAUUGAUGCUGUCGGACUGGCUUACAACGAGGAUGGCUCAGAUAUCAAAGGAUACUUUGCGUGGUCGUUGAUGGAUAACUUGGAAUGGUCUGAUGGCUACGGUGUCCGAUUUGGCGUCACUUUCACCGAUUACGACACUUUGGAAAGAACGCCGAAGAAGUCCGCGUUGCAAUUGAAGACCAUGUUCGAUGAGCGGAUAACUGCUAUGACAGAUGGCGCUGAGAUAUCUUCUGUUAACAAUGUUAGGGCACAUAUGUGA
This is a messenger RNA of Penicillium canescens, 1491 nucleotides long. Its product is annotated as glycoside hydrolase family 1 protein. The transcript is spliced from 4 exons. Gene Ontology annotation, molecular function: beta-glucosidase activity. NCBI's taxonomy places the organism in Eukaryota, Fungi, Ascomycota, Eurotiomycetes, Eurotiales, Aspergillaceae. Gene Ontology annotation, biological process: carbohydrate metabolic process. Bases 1 to 1491 code for a protein of 496 amino acids. The record is from RefSeq and is a predicted model, not a curated record.